Messenger RNA from Pyrus x bretschneideri (Chinese white pear), 2710 nucleotides. Its product is annotated as protein NPGR2. Bases 318 to 2522 code for a protein of 734 amino acids. The transcript is spliced from 6 exons. Lineage: Eukaryota; Viridiplantae; Streptophyta; Magnoliopsida; Rosales; Rosaceae. The record is from RefSeq and is a predicted model, not a curated record. Gene Ontology annotation, molecular function: protein binding.
AGGUGCCCGUAUUCUUCCCUCUGUUCACACCUUUGAAUUGAAGGGGUUAGCAUUCGUAAUUUAAUGCACCAAACUUGAGCAGCUCCGGAACCACAACGGUUUAGCAAUUUCUCAAGCAACCCACAAAAAAAAGAGAGAAAAAAGGACACUUUGGCUGCUUUGGAUUCUUGGGGAGGAAAAGUCCAAGCGACCCCUUUCUUUGGAUGAAUUGGAGGAGAGAGAGGGGGAUGCAUCAUGCAUGGGGAAAUUGUUGAUGGCUUGUGGGCUCAGGCAAUGCUUUUUGCUGCUAGCCAAAAGUUCGAUUGGAAUGAUCCGGUAUGAGAACUAAGAAGUGGAUGAGUAAGAGAAGAUUCAGCAUUAAAGGGAGGUUGGAAAAAAUGCUAAAGUGUAUACGUUCCGCUGAGCAGUUAAGGGUAGAUGAAGUUCCUCAUUCAUCCGACUCCCUUGCUACUCGGGACUACUCAGCUAGUGGUGGCACUGGCUACUCAUCGCGGACGGGUGAGGUAGAAACAAAGGUGGAUAACAGCAAUAUCGAAGAAGCUGAGUCGUCUCUGCGAGAGAGUGGCUAUUUGAACUAUGAGGAAGCAAGAGCUCUAUUAGGAAGGCUUGAGUAUCAAAAAGGUAACACAGAAGCUGCUCUUCAUGUAUUUGAAGGAAUUGACAUUGCUGGUGUGAUUCCCAAGAUGAAAGUCUCCAUUUCUCGAAGAUGCGAGACCAACAGACGCCGUUCUCAAAGCGAUUCUGUCCCACCCAUGUCAAUGCAUGCUGUUAGUUUACUCCUUGAAGCUAUUUUUCUCAAAGCAAAGUCGUUGCAGGGCCUUGGACGGUUUGGAGAAGCUGCUCAAUCUUGCAAACUUAUUUUGGACACUGUUGAAUCUGCAUUACCAGAUGGCUUGCCCGAAAACUUUGCUUCAGAUUGUAAAUUACAAGAGACUGUAGGUAAAGCUGUUGAGUUACUUCCAGAGUUGUGGAUACUUGCUGGGGCUCCCCAAGAAGCUAUCUUAUCAUACCGGCAGGCUCUCCUCUAUCGUUGGAAUCUUGACAUUGAACUUGCUUCAAAGAUGGAAAAAGAAUUUGCAGUUUUUCUCCUGUACAGUGGUUGUGAUGCAAACCCUCCAAAUCUCCGUUCACAGAUGGAAAGCUCUUUUGUGCCAAGAAACAAUAUAGAAGAAGCUAUUCUGCUGUUGUUGGUUCUACUAGGAAAAUUUGGUGCUGGAACAAUUGAAUGGGACCCAUCAAUCCUUGAUCAUCUUUCUUUUGCCUUGUCCGUUUCAGGGAAAGUGAGGGCCCUAGCCCAUCAGGUUGAAGAAUUGAUUCCUGGAAUUAUGGGAAGACAAGAAAGAUUUUGCACUCUAGCUCUUUGUUACUAUGGUGAAGGUGAGGACUUGGUUGCUUUGAAUCUUUUGAAAAAUAUUUUAAAUAAUCGAGAGAACACAGACUGCAUUCUGGAGUUGUUACUGGCUUCGAAGAUUUGCUGCGAAAAUUUGGUUUGCAUUGAGGAUGGGACCAAAUACGCAUACAAGGCACUGUCAGAUUUGGAUGGAAAAUGCAGCCAAAUGUCGACUAUCGCAAAUUGCCUACUUGGUCUUUCCCUGUCAGCUAAAUCCAGAUCAGUCACUUCCGAUUCUGAAAGGAUUUUGAAGCAGUCUGAAGCAAUACAAGCACUACAAACUGCUGAUAAAAUUACGAAAGAUAGGAAUCCUUACAUUUUAUUUCACCUUUGUCUAGAACUCGCUGAGCAAAGGAAGUUGGAUAUUGCACUUUAUUAUGCAAAUCAGCUAUUAAAACUUGAGGCUGGGUCCAGUGUAAAAUCAUAUGCUCUUUUGGCACGAAUAUUGUCAGCUCAAAAACGGUUCAUUGAUGCUGAGACUGUAAUCAAUGCUGCUCUAGAUCAGACGGGGAAGUGGGAUCAAGGAGAACUGUUGCGAACUAAAGCAAAACUACAUAUUGCACAAGGCCAGCUGAAGAAUGCCAUAGAAACAUACACCCAUCUUCUGGCUGUUCUUCAAGUUCGGACUAAAAACUUAGGUGUUGACAAGAGGCUUUUAAAGAGUAGGAGAAACCAUAAUAGAAGUUUGGAAAUGGAGACGUGGCACGACUUGGCGAAUUUAUAUACAAGCUUGUCCCAAUGGCGGGAUGCUGAGGUCUGCCUUUCAAAAUCCCAGAGCAUCAAUCCUCAUUCUGCUUCCAGAUGGCAUUCUACAGGUUUGCUCUAUGAAGCUAAGGGUCUCCAGCAAGAAGCUUUGGAAUCUUUCAGGAAGGCAUUAGAUUUCGAACCUACCCACGUCCCAAGCUUGAUAUCCGCUGCCUGUAUUCUAAGACAGUUCGGUGGCCAAUCUUUACCAGUCGCCAGAAGCUUUCUCAUGGAUGCGCUACGACUUGACAGAGGAAACCCUUGUGCUUGGUACAAUCUCGGGCUGCUGUACAAAGCUGAUGCGAGGGCAUCAACGCUAGAAACAGCCGAGUGCUUUGAGGCAGCAGCCUUUUUUGAAGAACAUGCUCCGAUCGAACCCUUUCGAUGACCACCUCUACUUGUUGCACCUUCGAAACUAUGUAUGAUAGAAUCAGAAAGUGGUUUGUAAGAUAUAUAUAUAUAUUUUUUUUUUUUUGAAAUUAUACAAAAAGGUGAAUGCAUAGAAAAGGAAAAAUGUUGGUAUCCUUGUUUCAUCUGCUUCACUUGAAAAUAUAUAUGUGAAAGUUUGUUUGCUUA